This is a messenger RNA of Bactrocera tryoni, 805 nucleotides long. RefSeq lists its product as uncharacterized. Bases 113 to 577 code for a protein of 154 amino acids. The record is from RefSeq and is a predicted model, not a curated record. Gene Ontology annotation, biological process: regulation of synaptic transmission, cholinergic; positive regulation of voltage-gated potassium channel activity; sleep. The transcript has 3 exons. Lineage: Eukaryota; Metazoa; Arthropoda; Insecta; Diptera; Tephritidae.
CAUGUCAAAUUUGUUAGCAAAAUUAUUUGUUUUUAUAUAGCUUGUUUAUAUUUUAUUAAAUUAUUAUUUAUUAAAUCGAAUUCUGUUCCAAUUUCUUGAAUUUUAGUAUAAAAUGCGCAACAUUGUGAAUUAUGUGGUGAUUGUGUUAUCACUGUGUGCCGUCGGUUCGCUUGCUAUACGCUGUUACCAAUGCUCCUCCGAUCAGGAUCGGAAAGGUUACGAUAGUUGUGGUGCUUAUAAGCCAUUUAACCGGACGGAACAUAUUCCCAUCGAAUGUAACAGUGAUGAAUCACAUAUGCCCGGAUCGUUUUGCAUGAAGGUGGUACAACAAGGUCCAAAGGGUUUCAUCUGGGAUGGCCGUUGGCGUCAAGUAAUAAGGCGCUGCGCCUCAGUUUCUGAAACAGGUGUGACUGGUGUCUGCAAUUGGGGUGUUUAUGAAAACGGCGUCUAUUGGGAAGAAUGUUAUUGCUCUAAUGACAGCUGCAAUACCGCCUCAAGCAUUAAUGUAUCAAAAAAGAGUUUCGCUUUAGCAAUUAUUGCAGUAUUAGCGCUGUCAUGCAAGAAGUUUGUGAAUUAGGCAACGAAUCAAACGAAAACUGUCUCGAAAAAACAUUCCGUCCAUUUUAUUGGUAUAUUACUUUUAUUUUUAUACUAAUAACCAUCAUUAUCUAAUCGUUCGUAAACUUAAGUGCCUUAAUGUAAGCAUUUCGCUUUAAGUUCAAAUUGUAAAAAAAUAUAUUUCACGUACAAAAAUUUUUUACACAUACACUGCAAUGUAUACGUAAUAAAACAGACAACAAUAGAA